Sarcophilus harrisii (Tasmanian devil) is the source of this 4509-nucleotide messenger RNA. Its product is annotated as helicase with zinc finger domain 2-like. The transcript is spliced from 8 exons. The record is from RefSeq and is a predicted model, not a curated record. Bases 1 to 3837 code for a protein of 1278 amino acids. NCBI's taxonomy places the organism in Eukaryota, Metazoa, Chordata, Mammalia, Dasyuromorphia, Dasyuridae. Gene Ontology annotation, molecular function: metal ion binding; 5'-3' DNA helicase activity.
AUGGUGAGGAAUAAAAGACUUUUAACUCGCCUUUCUGGCUAUUUCUUUGCCAAUCCCACCUUUAAGGGACAAGAACUGCUAUCCAAGCAAAUGGUGCUUUUGGAUAGGUUCCAGAGAGAAUUGGAGUUUCUUGUGGGCUGCUCAGUCUGUACUGAGCCCUUAGAUGAGAGCACAUAUAUAUGGCAAAUCAUAGAUCACCAGUGCCCUGGUGAGAUCCUCCUUGCAAGAGUCAAGGGAACCCCUCCACAUCAAGGAUGGAGAAAGAUUCGACGUAGACCCAUCUUUCCCAAGCCCAGGAACUAUAGGCUGUGCCAGUUCUACAGACGUGGGACAGGCUGCACGAGGCACGACCAGUGCACGUUUGCCAGCAGCCCAGAGGAAGCAGUGGUUUGGACUUUUGAGAGGCAGAACUAUAUCCCUAGGUUAUGGCUAAAAGGUGAAGUGCAAAACAGCUCAUACCACUGGACCCCUGAGAGCCAGAGAGCAGUUGAGAAAAUUGGGGCAGAAUUUGGAGGCUACUUUCAGGAAAUCUGUAAGGCCUGCUUUGAGGAAAGCCCCUCACAAGUGACUCACUGGGGUCCAAAGCUGGUGUGCCCACAGCAUCCGUAUUCUGGCCCCAUUCUGGUUCAUGUAGCAAGUAAAGACCAACUGGUGGUGAUCAGGCCCAAACCCCGGCGCCGAAAUAUCCUGGAAUAUUGUAAUUAUUUCCCUCGAGGGAAACCCUGUCGGCGUGGAGCCACCGCCUGCACCUAUGCUCACAGCGAUGUGGAAAUGGCCGUGUGGGAAGCUGAGGCUAGAGAUCAUCUGCGUCGCCCCGACUUGAUUCGAACCACCCUCCAGUCCGGAGGAAGGCCCGGGAUCAGUGGGAGGGACGGCGGCGGCGGUCCAGCCUCUUCAGCCCGGCCCCAAGUGCUCUGCCAAGCCUGCUCUGUGUUCUACGGCUCUCAAGUGAGUUUCAAGAAUCACUGCUUCUCCCCCGAGCACAAACUGAGAUUGUCCUACGAUCAGGCGGCCCUAUGGAGACAUCGGCGCCCCGUCCUUGGAGUCAGUGAAUUCAAGCUGUGCCCCAGAAAGGAUAUCUGUCUUUAUGGAGAUGUAUGUAUCAAAGCACACUCCCUGGAAGAGCUACAGGAAUGGAUUCUUCGGCCAUUAACCAUCCAAAUAAGUGAGGUCACAGCUUGGAAACAUGGACUGCUCUUCUUCCAGGGCCAGCUUUUCUAUGAUUAUCAGGAGAGUGACUAUGAAGCUCUAGUGAAAUCUAGGUUGAUACAUGACAUAACCAUUCACUGUGGCCAGCCUCUACAGCACCAGGAAAAGGAAAAGAAAUCACAAUGCAGCUGGAAACUUAUCAUUCAUUCUAAGAACCGACAACCACUGAGACAUGUAGCUCUCCUCAAACAGCAUAUGGGAGCAAAGUUCUCCUUGGUGGGUCCUGGGCUUCCACCAGGACAGCUUUAUGCCCAAGGCUCAAAGUUCCGGGUAUAUGGUGCUGCAGUGAUGACCUUCCAUGUAGAGGUGCACAUGGAGUGCAUCACCCCUGGCAGUUACAGUCAGUGGGUGGCCUUUGACUUUGGACACCGGCCUGUCCUGGUACAGAAGCUACACAUGCAGGUGGGCCAGAAGGAGGCCCCUGAAAUCUUGCCCACCUCUAGCCUGAAGAUGACUUACUGGAACAGUGGGGAUCAUCAUGUGGUAACCAGUAUGGACAGGACAGCAGAGCAGACAAACCUGCUUGCUAAGUACAAUGUGAGUUCCCAGGAACUGGACUCCUUCAAGUUGACAGCUUCAGCCAACAUCCCUAUAACUCUGACCAACUAUCGGGACAGGAUGCACCAGUUCUUGUAUGUGGAAGAAGAUGCCCAGCAACAGCUCGUAGCUAGACUGAAGCUUCGGGUUCAAGGCUCAUUGUCCUCUAAGGUUCAGACCUCAGCAAUGGGCAUGAAGUUUGAAGCACAUGGGAAAUCCCAUUUCAAGGGACAAAUUCCUUGCUCGCUGACACCAGACACAGACCAAGGCUUCUUGCUAAGCAGGGCCAUCAGCACUGCUUAUGUGGCACCCAUCCCUGCCCGGGAUAACCAAGUGUAUGAAGUUCAGGUGAAUGUCAAGACGGAGACUGAGCUCACUGUAUGGCUCCUGCUGCCAGCCCACUGCUGCUCUGCGCUGGGGCUUGAGGAUGGAGAUUCUCAGCUUAUGGAAAUCCAGUUCCAAAUUGACAAAAUGGUAUUCAGUAGAAGGCAUCAAGCCAUUGAUGCACUUCAUGAUGAAAGAGUGGUGGUCCCCGACAUACCUGCCUGUUCUCUGCCUUCUCCAACACUGUCUACCCAGGAAAUUUUCUGUAAUGCUAAACAGAAACAGGCCAUUUCCUAUAUCACAGGCACAGCCAGUGAGAGUAGACAAGUGCCUCCACUGCUCAUUUAUGGUCCAUUUGGGACAGGAAAGACAUACACACUUGCCUGGGCUGCACUGGAGGUGAUCAAACAGCCAAAUGCCAAGGUGUUGAUCUGUACCCAUACCGAGAGUGCUGCUGAUGUCUACAUCCGGGAGUACUUUCAUGUUUAUACCUCAGCUGGACACCCUGAAGCCAUGCCCUUGAGGGUCAAACACAUUGAGAGCAUCUUCCAUGAGACGGACCCAACCACACUGCAGUACUGCUGCCUUUCAGAAGAUGGGUGCUCUUUCCGCUUCCCAACCCAGGAUGAGCUGGAGCAGCACCCCAUUAUUGUCACUACCACCACUGCCUCCCACAGCCUUCAUGUGCCCCCUGGCUUUUUUUCCCACAUCCUCAUUGAUGAGGCUGCUCAGAUGUUAGAGUGUGAAGCAAUAAUGCCACUGGCUUAUGCUACCCAAGACACACGCGUGGCCCUGGCUGGGGACCACUUGCAAAGCACCCUCAAAGUCUUCAGCGUGGGUGACAGGAAGUCUGCGGACCAUUCACUAUUCAAUCGACUGUUCCAGUAUUAUCAGCAGGAGACUCAUCAAUUGGCUUCCCAGUGCAGAAUCGUCUUCCAUGAAAACUACCGAACCACCAAAACCAUCAUUCCCUUUGUACUUCACAAUUUCUAUGGGACCAGCAAAAUCCUCAUAAAGGAUAGUGGAAUCCCUGACCAUCCCUGGCAAUUCCCGCUUAUGUUUUGCUGUGUGUCUGGUACUCCUGAGAAAGAUAUCUCGAUGACAUCAUGGUUAAACAAAGAUGAAAUAGCGGAAGUCAUUAAGAGAGUACAGAAAUUCUAUCAGGACUGGGACUGCCAAUGGGGCAGCCGUGAUCAGAAGCAAAUUUGUGUUGUGUCCCAUGGUUCUCAGGUAAAAAGACUUAAGGAGGAACUGAGGAAGAAACAACUGGAAGAAGUGGUAGUGGAGAAUUCUGAAAAUAUGCCAGGUCGUGAGUUCCGAGUAGUCAUCCUCAGCACAAUACAUACCCAGGACAGCCUGCUCAGCAAUUCAGCCACUCACCUGGAAUUCUUCAAUGAGCCCCGAUUACUUAACACAGUGAUGACCAGGGCCCAAUCACGGCUGGUUGUUGUGGGUGAUCCCAGUGCCUUAUGUGCCUUUGGACACUGCAGAGAGAUAUGGAAGAGAUUUAUUCAAAGGACAUUAGAGCAAGGCAAUAUACUUCCUUCAUUCCUCAAAAUGGAAGAUAUGGAGCCAAGUUCCUUGCUAUGUUUGGCCUGGCAAAACAGAAUGGAUACUGGGACUACAGCCAGGGAGGAUUUAGAAGAAGAGGAUUUAGAAGAGGAGGAUAACUACGGUGUUGUUACCUCCCAGGCAUCUGAUGCUAUACUCUGUGCUGAUGACUCUAUCCUGGAAGAAUUGCUGGCAGAGACACUACCUAGGAACUAAUGGGAUUGAUGGGACUGGCUUCUAUAUUUGAUAUUCUAUGGCCUACCUUCUCUCCAUUAUAACAAUAUUUAAGUUUUCCUGUGCCAGUGUUGGAAAAAUACACAAUGAGCCCAAGAGAGAAUCUAUUAAGAGGAUCAAUAUUGAAAAAUUACCCAUUUAUAUGUUUUAUAUAUAAAAAGCCUUAAUUAAAAAAAAAAAGAACCUAUAAGAACUGUGAACUGAUUAAAUAGGUUUUAAAACAGAAAUAUAGCUUAAAGAUUUAGAUAAUGGCAGGGAAUUUGCCUCUUUGUAAAUUUAGGAAUAAGAUACAUAUAGUAUGUCAAAUGUUACCAAGUUAUAACAUAUUCAGACUUAAAUUCAGUAGUCACUAAAUGUUGCUUUCACACCUACCUCACACAGGUAACUUUGUUGACCUAUAUUUGUCCAAAGCAGCUGCCACUGAAGUCACUUGGAGUUAGACUUAACCUGACCAUCUCUGUCACCUGAACCUUCAACAGCAGGAAGCAUCUAUGUCUAUAAAUCCUGCUUAAUUAAUUUAAAGUGCUGGAUACGCAUAAGCAAUUAUUUUCCCUGGUCACAGAAUGCCUAUUUGUAUGUACCAAUAGUAUUUAUUUAUGUCAUGAAUAUUCUGGAAUCAUAUACAAAAGAGGUUUGCAAUAAAACUGUAAAUUC